Paramecium pentaurelia is the source of this 264-nucleotide messenger RNA. The record is from the annotation of a GenBank genome assembly. Lineage: Eukaryota; Ciliophora; Oligohymenophorea; Peniculida; Parameciidae.
AUGGAAAUUGUAUAACAGACAAUACAGCUGAUUGUAAAUAUACUGAUUUCUAAAUUUUUUGAACAAGCAAUGUAACCUUAGAAAGGUGUGGAUUCCAGGCUAAAAACUUAUUAAUGGGACCCUAUUGAUUUUAAAUAGUAGCGACCUAGACAUUUCUAAAUAUUCCCCUAAUAAUUUAAUUGGAUUCUAAGUUGGUAUUUGAAAAUUAGACAGAAGGAUUUGAGAUAUAUACAAAUGAGGUGUAAAUAGACAAUUUAAUUUUGA